Messenger RNA from Priapulus caudatus, 345 nucleotides. RefSeq names its product cadherin-23-like. The annotation marks the transcript as partial. The transcript is spliced from 4 exons. NCBI's taxonomy places the organism in Eukaryota, Metazoa, Priapulida, Priapulimorpha, Priapulimorphida, Priapulidae. The record is from RefSeq and is a predicted model, not a curated record. Gene Ontology annotation, molecular function: calcium ion binding. Gene Ontology annotation, cellular component: plasma membrane. Gene Ontology annotation, biological process: homophilic cell-cell adhesion.
AUGGCUUCAUUCAAUUUGUUUAAUCUCGUCAUCUUCCGAAGCAUCAUGGACGUCGUGCAUUUCAUCGACGUGCGUGAGCAGAUACAGCUGGUGCUCAACGGCUCGGCUGGCGACCACAUCUUCAAAUUCUUUGCCGUCAACGCGACAACAGCCGACGUCCUGCUGUCGCAGCGACUCGACCGCGAGGUGAAAGAUUACUACCUCGUUCGGUGGUCAUAUCAAGACAGUGGUCAGCGAGAAAUACCCUACAUUUCGAUGUCGACGCAAGUUUACGUGUUGGAUGUUAACGAUAACAGGCCAGAGUUCACACUCGUACCAAAAGACCAGAAGGUAGCGGUGGCCGAG